ACAGGUUCGCGAAAUUCUGUUUGAUGCGUCACAGUCAUCCUGAGAGAAGAAUAUUUUACACCGUCCCACCAGACCAAGAGCAGGGAGCAAGAGAAGGACAAACAAUAUACACAGGGCAUGCCACACGCAACCAACAUGCCAUACGCCGGGUUCCAGGCCUUUAUCCUGUGCGGCCCCGGCCUGUCACUCAACACCUUCACCUCGAAUGUCGCAGACUACCCCAAGGCUCUCGUACCCAUUGCCAACCGUCCCAUGGUAUGGUACCCUCUGGAUUGGUGCUACCGUAUGGGCGUCACAAACAUCACCCUGAUCACACCCCCCGAAAGCGCUGCUCCUUUGGAAUCCGCCCUCGCCCAAAAUCCUCACCUCACAAGUCUGCCUGCGCCCAAGCCCGAAUUGCUUUGCCCCGAAUCGCUCACACAAACCACUGGAACCGCCGAAAUUUUCCGUACACCCGAAGUUCAGAAAGCCAUUACAUCCGACUUUAUCGUUCUACCUUGCGAUUUGAUUUGCGAUCUGGAGGGCUCUGCUCUGUUGCAGUCAUGGAUGGUGCUCGAGGCUGGUCUCGGUGGUGCUACUGGCGGUAUCGUGGAUGGACAGGCUGUGCGCAUGACUAUGGGUGGUGAGAAGAGCGGUCGCAGAGGAGGUUUGGCUGUGUGGUACCCUACGAAAGGCCUCGAGGGAGUCAGUCAGAAGGGCGAUGAAACAGACUUGGUCGCAACAACUCCCUUACCACGUCCUGCCGUGCCCGCACCCGAGGGUCACUUACGACCCCACGUCGAGAAGCUCGUUCUGAGCAUCCCCACCAGUACGGUCAAGGACAUUACAGAAGAACAAAAGAGCUUCCCUUUGCGCCAUGCUCUACUACGCCAACACGGAAAGAUCAAGAUCAAGACUUCGCACAGAGACGCACAUGUUUACUUCUUGCCAUUCUGGGUCAAGGACAUGAUCAAGGAGAAUGAGGCUUUCGAUUCGCUCUCCGAAGAUGUCAUUGGAUGGUGGGCAAAGGCUGGAUGGCAGCAAGGUCUCGCUGAAAAGCUGAACCUACGUAAAGUGCUAAACGACACCCCUUCAACACCGGACGCCGACGAUUUGAUGAUGGCAAGCAGUAUGCAGCUCGACGAGGAAGUCGAUUUGGCUGCCAUGAGCACGACAUCAAUGAGCCAACCCAUCGCUUCUUCCGUCAAUCAAUCAGCAGAUGCUUUCGCCUCGCGCGUGCCUGGAAACCUCCAAACAGACAACUCUCCUCAAGAUCCUCUAGUAGUCCCUCCGAUCUUGGCCUAUGUCCAGCCUCCUCUUACAGACGCCACCAACCAGCCCCUGAUCCGCCGCGUCGACACCUCAUCCCUCCUCCUCAGCAUCUCUCUUCGCCUAGCAAAACUCCCAUCUGUCGCCGAAGCUGCCGCUACCGGCGCUACUCCCUCACCUUUCGCACACAACGCAAAGGUUGCACAUCCAGACAUGAUUCAACAACAAACACGUGUGAGUGAGGUCGACUCUUUGGUCGCCGAGAACGUCACAAUCGGCAGCAGAGUCAACAUCAAGGAAUCUGUCAUUGGUGUAGGAUGCAGCAUUGGCAAUGGCGCAAGGUUGACGAGGUGUCUGCUGAUGGAAGGCUGUACGGUAGGAGAAAAUGUCACACUCACCGGUUGUAUCGUGGGCAAGCGAUGCAAAAUUGAAGGCGGAGGUCCAAAGGAUGAAGACAAGACUCGUCUGACAGAUUGCGAGGUUCAGCCUGGCUAUGUUGUCAAGUGGGGAACUGAAAUCAAGAACGAAAAGUUCAUGGUAUUCGAGGGUCUUGGUGAGGAUGGUAGCGAUAUGGAUAUGGACGAUGAGGACAUGGUAUCAGGAGAUGACGACGGCACCUUUGCAUAG
This is a messenger RNA of Aureobasidium pullulans EXF-150, 1875 nucleotides long. Its product is annotated as putative eukaryotic translation initiation factor subunit eIF2B-gamma. Lineage: Eukaryota; Fungi; Ascomycota; Dothideomycetes; Dothideales; Saccotheciaceae. Gene Ontology annotation, molecular function: guanyl-nucleotide exchange factor activity; translation initiation factor activity. The record is from RefSeq and is a predicted model, not a curated record. Gene Ontology annotation, cellular component: eukaryotic translation initiation factor 2B complex; guanyl-nucleotide exchange factor complex. The coding region runs from base 118 to 1875 and encodes 585 amino acids. The transcript is spliced from 2 exons. Gene Ontology annotation, biological process: cytoplasmic translational initiation; biosynthetic process.